Messenger RNA from Xenopus laevis (African clawed frog), 3823 nucleotides. It is a transcript of the gene jazf1.L, whose product is annotated as JAZF zinc finger 1 L homeolog. The transcript is spliced from 5 exons. NCBI's taxonomy places the organism in Eukaryota, Metazoa, Chordata, Amphibia, Anura, Pipidae. Gene Ontology annotation, cellular component: nucleus. The record is from RefSeq and is a predicted model, not a curated record. The coding region runs from base 490 to 1224 and encodes 244 amino acids.
UCCCCUGACAUCACAUCCCUCUGUAUCUCCACCCCCAGCCCAGCUUUCUCCUCCAUUAACUCAUUGCGUCUCACCCAAUCACAGCUACAGCUCAUUCUGCCAACCUCUGAACAUAAACCAGUGUAAUGUGGCCGCUGGUCAUACGGGUCCCUUGUCGUGGAGUCCCUGCGCUUUGGGGCUUCCUCACAACCCUCCAGGGCUUUCCUAUGGAUUCAGCAGGGCGUCUGUCAGGUGGAAGGAGCUGUCAGAGAGGGCUGGUCCCUGUCAGUCGAGCUGUGAGGGCUUCUCCGUUCCCUCCCCCUACCCCAGCUGCAGCCGCCGCCCCCUCCUCUGCUCUCAGCUGCAGCCUCCUCCUCUGUUCCCUACGCUUUCUGUUGCUGCCUCCUCCCUCCCCUCCCUCCUCCAGCACCGGCUGCCGUCCUCCCUCUCUCCCUUCAUCCCUAGCCCGGCUCUCACCCGCAGCCCUAGUGGGACCUUUAUGAACACACCAUGAUGACAGGCAUCGCCGCUGCUUCCUUCUUCUCCAAUGCCUGCCGCUUCGGGGGCUGCGGGCUCCACUUCACCAGCCUGGCCGAGCUGAUAGAGCACAUCGAGGAUAACCACAUCGAUACUGAUCCACGUGUCUUGGAGAAGCAGGAACUUCAGCAACCUACAUAUGUGGCUUUGAGUUACAUCAAUAGAUUCAUGACUGAUGCAGCCCGACGUGAACAAGAAACACUAAAGAAAAAAAUCCAGCCUAAGCUCUCAUUGACAUUAUCAAGUUCCGUAUCCCGCGGAAAUGUGUCUACCCCUCCACGCCAUGGCAGCGGCAGCCUCACGCCUCCAGUCACUCCACCAAUCACACCAUCCUCCUCCUUUCGCAGUAGCACUCCUACAGGAAGUGAGUACGACGAGGAGGAGGUGGACUAUGAAGAGUCGGACAGCGAUGAGUCCUGGACCACAGAGAGUGCCAUUAGCUCUGAAGCUAUCCUCAGUUCCAUGUGCAUGAAUGGGGGAGAUGAGAAGCCAUUCGCCUGCCCUGUUCCAGGCUGUAAAAAGAGAUAUAAGAAUGUCAAUGGCAUUAAGUACCAUGCCAAGAACGGCCACAGAACACAAAUCCGAGUGCGUAAACCUUUCAAGUGUCGCUGUGGGAAGAGUUACAAGACAGCUCAGGGUCUCCGUCACCAUACAAUCAAUUUCCACCCACCCGUCUCUGCCGAGAUUAUCAGGAAGAUGCAGCAAUAAAAGCUGAACCCCCCCCCUCCCUGUGCCAAGAAGCCCUCACCAGCAGACGCUGAAUCGGAAACAGCCGCCGUUCCUUUCUUAUUUCCUUGGUUUUAUUGGCCAUUGUAUUUCAGGGGAAGCACUCACUCACUACUAGGGAUUCCAGUGCAUGCUAUAACCCAGCAAGCCCACCUGUUUGGAAUGGUGUAAGUCUAUAGGGGAAUCGCUUUUGUACUUUUGCACAGGUUAUGCCCCAGGCCCAUUAGCAUUACUUUGACAAAGGUGCUAAAAUAAUGAGACAAAACAAUUAAAUACAUCAAUGUCAUUGUGCGAUAUCGGUUCAAACGAGAAUUUUGUAGAGCAGGCACUCGAAUAAAAUUAUUUAUGUCACAUGUUCAGCCUUACGCGUUUUGUGUUACAAACAUGAGUGUUUGUAACAUGAAACGCGUAAGGCUAUACAUGUGACAUAAUUUUACCUAUAUCUACUGCCUGGUGGAAGAUUGCCUUUAUUCAAGUGCCUGCUCUACAAAAUUCUCGUUUGAACCACUCCCUUUGCUCAAGGCUCAGGGCAGCGCACCAUGUGAUACAGGACUAACUUUAUAUGUAUAAUCAUUGGGCGAUAGCCCCUACUUUCUCCCCUCCCCCAUGCUCCAAAACAUUUAUGGGGAACUGCCAUAUUGUAAAGAUAAAUAUCCUCUUAGAUCAGCAUUAUUAUUGUGUAUGGUUCGAGAACAGAGGAUUUUCCAAAGUGGUGCUAAAGGUAUAAACAGCAAGAAAUCAUUGUGCCUGUUCUAAGGCAAUUAUUUGCAUUUAACAUACACACAGAUUAGUGCAGAUAGGAGCUUUAAAUCCAUGUAAAUGCUAUUAGACAUAUGAGUUCCAUUAACAUACCCCUCUCUCUGCAUUGUGCUGCUUUGGCCUUGAUUGAUUGCUGCCUGUUCAUUCAGAUGGAUGGAAGUCGAGCUGCUUUUCAAUGGCUUUCUCAUGCAGGAAGGGACAGGCAGCAUGAGCCAUUUGGUUGCACCAGUGAUAAACGCAAAUAGAAAUCAGAAAUAAAAUGAUAGGGGAACUAAACCCAACCAUGAAGCUGUACCAUGGCGCUCGCUAGUUCCCUAUAGAAGUUGAUGAAAACUUCACCAAUGAGAAUGCUGAUUACCAACACUAGACCAGUCAUCUUGCUGUUAUCUUACAUACAGAUUAUGGCACUUUGGCUUCAUUUCACGACAUGUCCUUUAUCCCAAUGAUUCCAGUGUAAUAUAAUGACCCCAAAAUGGUAUAAUAAUCUCUGUAUGUAAGAUAACCACAAGAUGCCUGACAUAGUGCUGGGAAUCAUAUGUUUAUGGUCAGUAGAAUUCUUAUUGGUGAACUGUUUUCCAAUGUGUUUUGUGAAAUAAUACAGAGAUCUAGGGGGCGCUGUGGGACAGUUCUACAGUUGGGCUUAGUGUCUCUUUAAAUACUGCCAAAAAACUGUAAUUAACUAAUAUUUAUUAGUGAUGGGCGAAUAAAUUCAUCAGGUGUGAAUUUGCGGCAAAGUUCCGCAUUUCGCGGCCGGCGCAUAUAUUCACAAAACUGCGACGAAAAUUUGCUGGCGUCAAAACAAUUUGUACGUGCGUCAGAAUAGUCGCUUCUGUCAAAACUGUCGCGCGUCAACAUUAUCCGGACACCCAUUGACUUUAAUGCAUGCAUCAGAAUUGAGGCGGGUGUCAAAAUUGACGUGGGCAUCAAAAUUCGUGCUUCGUGGAUUUUUUACCGUUUUGCGACUUUCGCAGGGAAUUUUUCUGCAUAGAGAAACGGGACAAAUUCGCUGAUCACUGAUAUUCAUGAGAAGGGGGGGUAUUAAACAUCCACUGCAACGUAGUAGGUCCCUACCUGUAUAUUUUAUGUAUGACAAUAUCAGUGUUAAAGGAGCUGUUCACCUUAAAAAGAACAUUUAGUGUGACACAGAUAUUAAUAUAAAAAAUAUUUGCAACUGGUCUUUUUUAUAUAUACUUUUUUGUAGUAUUUGCCUUUCUUUUCAGACCUUAAAACAUAAAAUAUAUUCUGGCUGUCAGAUUUAGGGACACCCAGCAACCAAAAAGGCUAGAUUUGUUUUGUUACAUUAUUUUACAUUACUUAUCCUUCUGUCCAGUUUUCCCAUUCAAACCAAUGCCUGGUUGCUUGGGUAAAUGGAACCAUAACAACUGGAUAAUAGUUUAUUUCAAAACAGCACAAAGAAAUGACCAACUUUAGAAUAUCACUGUCUGCAACAAACUAAAGUUCAUUUGAAGGUGAACUGCCCCUUUAAAGGUUCAUUUGUAACACUAAGAUCAUGCAUUAGAAGGUCAUUGUGUGUAUGGGGGGUCCCUACCCUUAUUUACACCAUGCCUGCCUAUAAGUCACCCAAAAAUGAGGUUCCCCCAACCGUCUACCAUGCUAACCUACAGCUUACAGACUAUUAUACGCUCACUAAUCUAUCGGCAAAUACCCAUUACAGUGGUGCCCCGGGAUCUAGUCAGGUGAUACUCAUUCCUGCAAGUACUGCUAUAACAGUAAUAGGGUUAUUUGUGCAAAACCCCUUGGGAACUGGCAUGUUUGAUUUCCCCCCGUGAUGAUCAUUUGUGAAUGGGAAGGGUUUUUUUUU